AGACUCGAGUUAAUUCUGUUCUUCAUUAGUGUUUAACAAACAUCCAUGCAGAUACAAUACAGAUAUAUCCACGUUAAUCUGUGCAUGCAAGUACUGUUUGUACUUGCAUGCUUUGGCCCUACUUUCAAGCAUCAUAUACUGUACAUGCACAGGGAAUCGUUACAGCACCGGUCAUGCAGGCGAUACUGGGGAUGCUGAAUCAGGGCUGGAUUAAGCAGUUGGAUGCUAUCCAGCUCUGCAUGAGCAGCCCAGUUUGCUACUUCAGCUAUUUGGCCAAUAGCAACAGUCCUGUGAUUCACUAUAGUUCUAUCACUUAGCCUGCAGCUAGCAAUCUUGCUCUCCCUGCCACCUCGAACAGGAGCCAGAGGCGGGAGGGGUGCUGCCUCUUUGCAGGAGAAUUUGUCCGGGAUGCUCGGUGGUGUGGCAUCAGAGUAGGCCAGAGACUGAUGUCAUUCGCAAGGGGCUGUGAGGGCAGCAGCGCCUCGGUCACAUGCAGGGUGGGUCGUCUCUGCGGAGAGGUGCUCCUGUGUGGUUUAGCCAGGCUGAGGGUGGAAAGCAGUGAUUUAUCAGUAUCUAGAGAAUCAGUGCUUUCUCGAAUCUGCAUGCCUUUUAUUCCCACUGCAGAUGCAGAGUUGCCAAAUAUUGUGUGUUAUUUCUGGACACAUUUUACAGAUCGUCCGGACUCGGACCUGUCUGCGGUCCGAAGCAGGAUGCUUUUUCCCAGCAGUGGCCAGGAUUCGUCCAGGGGUCUGCCCGAUAUCAAUAACUGGGGUCUGGGCCUGCAGUCCCUCAGCCUGUCUGACUGGGAGAGACCGUGGAGCAGCCAUGAUACUGAACCUUCACAGAACACAUCCUCUCUGCAAGAGAUAUUGGGUACUUCCAGCCAGCGCUCAAACACGCUUCCAAGCUACUCCAAUGACUCCUCCAUUGGUGCCACAGACUUCCUAGAGAAGUUUCCAGGUAUGGCACGGUUAAAUUCUCAGUCUUUCCUGGACUCUCACUCCAUCAGCCCUGUGGACUCUGAGACCAGCGGCUUCAGCUCUGGUUCUGAUCACCUCUCCGACCUGCUGUCAUCUUUGAGGAUCUCUCCAACUGUGCCCUUCCUUAUGUCCAGUAUGCAAAGGGAUCCGCUUAAGCUAGCUCUGAGCUCUCGUUUGGACUACAGUGGCUCUUCCCUCACUCCACCACCCAGUGCCACCCCAACGGGUGGUCUGUCCCACCGCUGGCCUGGUGCCUCCAUCUGGCCCAACUGGGACCUGAUGAAGACCCCUGAGAGCCCCUUUAGCAUUGAAAGAGAGGCCUGGCUUCACAGACAGGCAGCCUCAAUUAAUGAAGCUACAUUCACAUGGAGUGGACAGCUGCCUCCCAGACACUACCAAACCCCCAUCUACUCCUGCAAGGUCUUUUUAGGCGGUGUUCCCUGGGACAUUACAGAAGUUGGCUUGAUCAACACUUUUAAAUGCUAUGGCCCUCUAAGUGUAGAGUGGCCAGGUAAGGAUGGCAAGCACCCUCGCUGCCCUCCGAAAGGUUACGUGUACUUGGUGUUUGAGUCCGAGAAGUCUGUGCGUGCCCUGCUCCAAGACUGCACUGAGGACCUACUUCAUCCUGAGGGUUACAGCGAAUAUUACUUCAAAAUGUCUAGCAGGAGAAUGCGCUGCAAAGAUGCACAGGUGAUUCCUUGGGUGAUCUCUGACAGUAACUUUGUGAGUUGCCCCUCUCAGAGGUUGGACCCUCGGAAUACUGUGUUUGUAGGAGCUCUGCAUGGCAUGCUCAAUGCUGAAGCCCUGGCCAGUGUCAUGAAUGAUCUGUUUGGUGGAGUUGUGUAUGCAGGCAUUGACACAGACAAGCACAAGUACCCAAUUGGCUCUGGGCGUGUAACCUUUAACAAUCAACGCAGUUACCUGAAAGCUGUUAGUGCUGCAUUUGUUGAGAUCAAGACACCCAAAUUUACAAAGAAGGUUCAGAUUGACCCGUACUUGGAGGAUGCCAUCUGUCAAUCAUGCAGUCGUGAGCCUGGGCCAUUCUUCUGCAGGGACAAGACCUGCUUCAAAUACUACUGUCGCUCCUGCUGGCAUCGUCAGCAUUCCAUGGACAUCCUCAGUAACCAUCGCCCUCUGAUGAGAAACCAGAAGAAGCGGGACGCCAACUGAAGCCUUGCAUGGCAGCACAAUGCCUCAGCCUGGUCCUCCAUUUGCGCCUGCUCCACUGGGGCACUGCUCGAGAGUUGGCCCCCACCCCUCCCAGGAGUUUGGGUAUGGGAAAGCACUGUAGAAAGUUAACGAUUGCACUUUUUAGUUUGGCUUGUUCACUUUGGCACUGUACACCGUGAGAUGGGUUAGCUGGGGCCCAAGGAUGGGAAGACCUAGAGUUUUUGACUAAGUUGAGAUUCAGGCCAUGUUUUUUUUUUUUUUACAUUGGUUGCUAUUUGGUUUUGGUAAAAAUCAUUCUAACGUCUCAUUGUUUAACAGAUCGAAGCCAUACAGUGCCUUUUUUUGCUAAUGUUUUUUACUUUCUUUUUUUGAGACGCAACUAAAGUCAGAUUUUCAUCAACACUACAGUUUUAGUUUCUCAGAUUUUUACAUGAACCAUUUUUAAGGUAUGGCAUGGAAAAGGUUGAACGACAAUCUACCUGGCGGCUUUUUAAUUUUGCGGGGGUUUUUUUUUUUUCUUCUGUUUGGUGUUUUUGCCUUAUCGGACCUAUUCUGUUUGGUAGAACGAGGUUUGCGCAUAAUCCUGCAGAUCUAGUUGCCAAUUCAGAUCAUUUUCAGUGCGUGCCUCCACUAGGCAUUGCUUUUACUGCUCUUGAUCAGAUUUCAAAUCAACUUGUAUUAAUCCAGAAUGAGAGUGGCCAUCGACUGCACAUAGUUUUAUUGCACUUUUUAAUUUGCACUUUGUAAAGGGGUAGGUUUUUAAUCUCUUGUAUUGUACAUCAGCAGGUUUUAUGGGUGUGAGCCCAAAUGACUGCUUGAAUUUAAAACCAUAGACUUCCCAAGAAUGUACCAAGAGCCUUGGCAGACUAAAUGCAUAUGUCACUUUAUUCCAUCCUCUACUAUUUGUCUGAAUGGAUAACAUUACUUUUCAGAACUGAAAUUGUCCUCUCCUUGUCAUGUGCAUUCCAUGCAGAGCUAUUUCAUAAGCUCCUCUGUCACUCUACCUCAUUGUUGUCUGCCAAGUUUGCUUACAAAUGUGAAGUUCGAUUUUUGAAUGGGCACAA
Xyrauchen texanus (razorback sucker) is the source of this 3214-nucleotide messenger RNA. Its product is annotated as cytoplasmic polyadenylation element-binding protein 1-like. NCBI's taxonomy places the organism in Eukaryota, Metazoa, Chordata, Actinopteri, Cypriniformes, Catostomidae. Gene Ontology annotation, molecular function: ribosome binding; mRNA regulatory element binding translation repressor activity; translation factor activity, RNA binding. Gene Ontology annotation, cellular component: cytoplasm; synapse; nucleus. Gene Ontology annotation, biological process: negative regulation of cytoplasmic translation. The transcript is spliced from 10 exons. The record is from RefSeq and is a predicted model, not a curated record. The coding region runs from base 447 to 2150 and encodes 567 amino acids.